Molecule: messenger RNA, 5107 nt
Organism: Toxoplasma gondii ME49
Lineage: Eukaryota; Apicomplexa; Conoidasida; Eucoccidiorida; Sarcocystidae
Product: U5 snRNP-associated subunit, putative
Exons: 9
Coding region: 1187-4528 (1113 amino acids)
Biological process (GO): spliceosomal tri-snRNP complex assembly; mRNA splicing, via spliceosome
Cellular component (GO): catalytic step 2 spliceosome; U4/U6 x U5 tri-snRNP complex
Molecular function (GO): protein binding
Source: RefSeq, a predicted model, not a curated record
GCGAAUGGCAAGGAAAACACAGUACAAGGGGCCUUUCUUCGCGAAAAGGCGUGUCUCUUACAUGGCGGACGCGCAUGCCCGUCUCUGCUCUAAAUAAUGUACUUCGUCUUUUCGCGAGUCUUGGCUGUAUUUCUCUCUCGUUCGUAUAUGCAAUUUUUUGUCACCCUUCCGUUUCCUUAUCGUUUCCCGCAUUUCAGCUUUCCCGUUAGCAGCACUGCUCAGACUCGCAUACCGAAGUCCCCCGUCGACGGCAGACGGUCUACAUGUUUGUCGGCUUUACGCGGUUCUCUUGCCGUUGUGUUUUCGACCUCUCCACUUCUUCUUCAAGCUUUCUUCGGUUGUUCUUUCUUUCGUCUUCGCGCUGCUGUAUUCUGUCAAGCUUUCCAAUCGUCUUUCUGCGUCGGCCGCGCAGGAUCUGCGUUCGGUAGUACCGGUACUGGUUCUCCUGUUGGCGUUGUGGAUUUCCUCUUACUGUUCUCGGGUUUUUUCCCCAGCAGGAAAAUCGUCUUACCAUCGCCAUCUUCCGUGGAGGUCUAUGUAGUCGUUGGCAGGAAACGAGGUCUUUGCGACAACGUGCAAAAGACAGUUUGCUCCUGGACUCGAGCGGGCUGCGGCACCAUUGCUGGCUGGGGUGUAUGCACACCGACGCACGAGGGUCUGCAUUCGAAUCAGAAUGCUGUCAUAAUGUGCAGUUCCAAAGAAACUGCGGUGAUCUGUUUUUAGGUCUGUUCUCCCCCCUCUGUGUUAUUUUCUGUCACGGAACCGCGUCUCCUUCGUUCACCUUUCUCUUCCGGCGCAGCUGGUCAUCCGUGCUGAGACCACGACCUUGCUUUCUUCCGUCCCUGUUUCAAGUUUUAUUUCGCCAGUUUUUCAGCAUCGGCAAAGCCUAUCGCUUCCCGUAAGCCUGGACGUUGAAGGUGCCCAGGCAUCGCUUUCGACGGCUAUUCUUCCUGGGUUCUCGAGACAAAUAUUCAACCCGCAAACCUUCACACAAUCGAUCCCUCAGCGAUCCGCUUCCCGUCCGUUUCCGUUUCUUGCUGCGGGCCUUCGCCUGUGGCGCCCUUCGUCCCGCGCGCCGUGGUGCUCUUUGCUGCCCCGGUCUCCGUCAUUUUCAUCCGGUGGUGCCUCAGUGUUCUUCUGUUUCUUUGAUUUCUACGCUUCCUCGUCCCCCUCUCGUUCCGUCAACAUGCAAGCUCCUCGACAGCCGGCCUCCCUCAUGCCCGGCGCUCGCCGGUUCAUGCCGGGAGUCGGCUCGGGUCCCAGCGGACCGUACGUGGCGGGAGUUGGGCGAGGAGCGACGCCCUUCUCGACUCGCGCGGAGACUCCUGGCCUUCACUCGGUUCCGGGCAGGAGGACAGAUAAUCUCAUGAAUAAGGCGGCUCUGCAGGCGAGUGCAGGCGUUAUGGUUGGCGGGGAACUCUCGUCCUCUGCGAGGACGGCUGCAGAGCUCUUCGGGCGCCCGCCUCCAGGCUACAUUCCCGGGCGCGGGCGAGGAGCGACUGGCUUUGCAGGAGGAGUUAGUCGAGAUGACACGGCAACUGACAACGUCCACGACAAGAGCGAUCUUUCCGACGCCAAUUUCGACCCUUUCACGGGGUAUUCUGAGGCGCUGUUCAACGAUGCUGAGUACGACGAAGAAGACAAAGAAGCAGAUCGGAUUUACGACACGGUUGACAUGCGCAUGGAUGCCCGACGAAAGUCGCGCAGAGAAAAUCGACUGAAGGAAGAAAUCGCGAAAAUGCGUGCCGAGAAACCGACGAUUCACCAACAGUUUGCAGACCUGAAGAGGUCCCUUGCGACAGUAACGAAAGAGGAAUGGGAGGCCAUUCCGUCGGUCGGCGACUACACGUUGAAGCGCAAGCAGAAGAAGCCUCAGAUGUUCAGCAUGGCGCCGGACUCGCUGUUGCUGCAAGGGCGGAACUCGACGUCUUACUCGAACUCGAUUGCGUCUGCAGGAUCCGCGACGCCGAUCGGCUUCGGCAUGCAAACUCCGCUCAUGGGGAUGGCCACACCGCUGGGCUUGCAGACUCCGCUGGGGCUCCGCACCCCGCUGUUGGGCUCCGGCUCGGGGACUGGGUCUUCGGGCGCAGGCACGCCGUCUCUGAACGACUUGGGCGAGGCCCGCGGGACGGUGUUGUCUGUGAAGCUGGACAAGGUGAUGGACAAUCUGUCGGGGCAGACAGUUAUCGAUCCGAAGGGAUAUUUGACGGACCUGAAUUCGAUGCAGCUGCAGAGCGACGCAGACGUCGCAGACAUCAAGAAAGCUCGGACGCUCCUCAAGUCGGUGACGGCGACGAAUCCGCACCACGCCCCCGGGUGGAUCGCCGCGGCGCGUCUGGAGGAGCUGGCGGGGAAGCUGCAGGCGGCCCGCGAGUUGAUUGCCACUGGGUGUCAGCAGUGCCCCAAGUCCGAAGACGUCUGGUUGGAGGCAGCGAGGCUGGAGAAGCCUGCGAACGCGAAGGCGGUGCUCGCCAAGGCCGUCUCCGUGCUGCCGCACUCGGUCCGUCUGUGGUUCGACGCAUACGCGCGCGAAAAGGACCUCGACCAGCGGAAGCGCGUGCUGCGGAAGGCUCUGGAGUUCAUCCCCAACUCUGUGCGGCUGUGGAAAGAGGCGGUCAGUCUCGAGGAAGAGAAGAACGCGAGAAUCAUGCUCACGCGCGCCGUCGAGUGUGUGCCUCAGUCCGUGGAGAUCUGGCUCGCGCUCGCGCGUCUCAGCAGCUACGAGGAGGCCCAGAAGGUCCUGAACGAGGCGCGCAAGAAGUGCCCGACGAGUCCAGAGAUCUGGGUCGCAGCCUGCAAGCUCGAGGAGACGCAGGGGAACCUGAAGAUGGUCGACACGAUCAUCGCGCGCGCGCGCGACAACCUGAUUGCGCGGGGCGUUGCGCAGACUCGGGAUGUGUGGCUGAGGCUCGCAGAAGAGGCCGAGGCCUCGGGCUUCAUGGCGACCUGUCAAGCGAUCGUGAGAGCCACGAUGAAGGUUGGAGUCGAGGGCAUGAACGCGAAGCGAAUCUGGAAGGAAGACGCCGAGGAAGCGCUCUCCCGGGGUUCGGUGGCAACGGCCCGCGCGCUGUACACUUGCGCAAUUGAGCGUUUGAAGACGAAGAAGAGUUUGUGGCUGGCGCUUGCGGACCUCGAGACGAAGCACGGGACCACUCAGGACCUGGAGAAACUGCUGGCGAAAGCCGUGGUCUGUUGCCCACAGGCUGAGGUUCUCUGGCUCAUGCUCGCCAAGCAGCACUGGUUGCAAGGCGACGUUCAGGCGGCGAGAAAGGUCCUCGCGGAGGCCUUCGUCCACAACGAAAACAACGAGGCGAUCUCCCUUGCCGCUGUGAAGCUCGAGCGAGAGAACCAUGAAUUCGCGCGCGCGAGGAAGAUCUUGAAGCGGACGCGCGCCCACGUCAACACGCAGAAGGUCUGGAUCCAGUCGGUGCAGCUCGAGAGGCAAGUCGGGGACUACGACGCGGCCAUCGCGCUCUGUGAAGAGGCCUUGAAGAGCCAUGCGGAGUGUCCGAAGCUUUGGAUGAUCGGCGGCCAGCUCCACCGCGAACACCCGACGAAAAAAGACGAGGAAAAAGCCGCAGAAGUCUUCCAGAGAGGCACCGUCGUCUGCUGUCGCAGCGUCCCCCUCUGGCUGUGCGCAGUCGACUGUCAACGCGAACAGGGCAAGUGGAGCGUCGCGCGCGCGAUCCUGGAGAAAGCCAAGCUGAGGAAUCCGAAAAAUCCAGACCUCUGGCAUGCCGCCAUUCGAAUCGAAGUCGAAGCAGGAAACAAACAAAUGGCGCAACAUGUCGCCAGCAAAGCCGUCCAAGAAUGUCCCAACUCCGGACUCGUCUGGGCCGAGGCCAUCUUCCUCGAAGAGAAAAGUGCACAAACCCACAAGGCCGUCGACGCCCUGACCAAGUGCGAAAACGACGUACACCUCGUGCUUGCGGUUGCUUGUCUGUUCUGGAAAGAAGGAAAAAUUUCCAAGGCGCGAAAGUGGUUGAACAGAAGCGUGACGCUCGACGCGUCCUUCGGGGACGCCUGGGCAGCCUUCCUCGCCUUCGAACUGGAGAAUGGAGGUGGAGAAAAAGAGUGCAGAAACAUCAUCAACAAGGCUUCGCUCGCGCAGCCCAACCGAGGGUUGAACUGGAACAAAGUUGUGAAGCACGUCAGUUGCUGGACUCUUUCUUUCCCCGAGAAGCUGAGAAAAGUAGUUGAGCGCAUGUUCCCAGAGGUCAUGAAGAACGACAAGCUUCCACAAGUCAUCAAGGAUGCGCUGUACGGAAAACUCGACAUCUCGGUGGCCAAGAGCACGUCCUCGUUGCCUCAGAAAGGAGGCCGAACACCAGAUCAGAUCAAGGACGAGAAGGCGUCUGAGGGCAGGAAGCGCGAGCAAGGUGAUUCGUCGCCGACCCAACAGGGUGCCUCGGACGCAAAAGCGGCCGCUGUGGACUACAGAGACGAGAGACCAAGCACUCAAAGGGAGAAGAGAGAGAGAGAAGACAGAGAAAAGGAGUCGGAAAGAGAGACGAAGAAAGCCAAGUAGUCCGGGGUGCGGGGAGAACUUGAAGGCGGAGCCAGAGAAGCCGAGUUUUUUUGUGCGGUAUUUUGCAUGCACGCAAUGUAUUCGCACGUGCUGGUCGGUCUCCAGGUUUCUGCGGGAUACACAGAGAAAGAAGUGAACAACUGACAGCCAUCUUCUACCCUUCUCGUGGCGGAAAUGCGGUUUUUGCCCAUUUGUAACGGCACUGACGGACAAGUUGCAACUUUUUUCUUUGGGGAUAUCAGCCGGGAAGCACUGGGUUCUUUCGUAGCAACUCUUUCCCUGUGUCGUUGGACGUUUCCUCGACACGAGCUCUUCAAGCGACUGGACUAUAUAUGCGGCAUGCGCGAUUCGCACGGGGUUUUUUGUACGUCUACUUUCUUUCUCUAGCCUGCUUCCUCGCACGACGUUGUUGCGCUCGCUACUCCGUUUUCUUGUGUUUAUCCAGGGCGCUCUGCCGCCGUAGUUCUCUCGCAACGUCUUUUUCGGUAUUUGUGUCAGCUCCUCGCAACUCGCAGGCCUGAUGGUUCGCUAAAUAGUUUCUUUCUCCCAGUUUUUGUACGGCAAACGAGCUGUCCCGCA